AUGCUGAGAUUCCCCAAAAAGAAGACCACCAGAUCCUUCUUAACGGUAAGACUUCUGGAAGCGAGCGCGAGCGCCGCGUCCACCGAACUUCUUGGGUUCACAGCGGCGGGGAUCAGCGACGAGGAGUGUGCGGUCGUACCGGACGAGGAUAUCCUUGAUCUCCUUCUUCGCCUGCUCAUCAACGUACUUCUGGUAGAACGCCACCAGGGCCUUGGCAAUGCUCUGGCGGAUAGCGUAGAUCUGGGAGACGUGACCGCCGCCCUUCACGCGGAUCCGCAUGUCAACUCCGGCGAAGCGGUGGCGCCCGAGGAGAAGGAUGGGCUCGUACGCCUUGUACCGGAGGAUCUCCGGUUGAACCAGCUCGAUGGGGCACCCGUUGAUCUUGAUCAGCCCACGGCCGCGCUUGCAGUAGGUCACAGCCACCGCGUUCUUCUUCCUCCCGAAGCACUGCACGGACUCUACGGCCGCCGGCGCCGCCAUUGUCGCCGUUCGCGAUGA
Molecule: messenger RNA, 498 nt
Organism: Spirodela intermedia
Lineage: Eukaryota; Viridiplantae; Streptophyta; Magnoliopsida; Alismatales; Araceae
Source: the annotation of a GenBank genome assembly